AUGUCUUUCGCGAUGAUUGAUCUUGCUAAAGUGGGAGAUGAAGAAACUAUUAACAGUUGGAUUACAAAGAAAAAUUUGAUACCAAAGGUGUUUGGGCAUCUCUUACCGCGAUACGAAAAUCAAGUGAAUGGUUACACAAGAGUAUACAAAAUACCACCACGAAAGAGAGAUAUGGCCAAGAUGGGCAUUGUGGAAUUUGUUGGAAAUGAUCUGCCUCCUUUGUUACCAUCAGAGGAAGAACUGAGAAAGUUACAACUGAAAAAACUGACAGAGUUGACCCCCAAGGGGAUCCCCUCUCAAGGAACCCUUGUGUAA
Pocillopora damicornis (cauliflower coral) is the source of this 315-nucleotide messenger RNA. RefSeq lists its product as uncharacterized. Gene Ontology annotation, biological process: translation. Gene Ontology annotation, cellular component: mitochondrial large ribosomal subunit; ribosome. The record is from RefSeq and is a predicted model, not a curated record. Lineage: Eukaryota; Metazoa; Cnidaria; Anthozoa; Scleractinia; Pocilloporidae. Gene Ontology annotation, molecular function: structural constituent of ribosome.